GUACGCGCUGGCGGCGGCCGCGACUGGCCAGCCCAGCCUGGCGGCGUCGUGGGCGCAUCGCGAGAUUUGCUCGCGCGUGGCCAUGAAUGCCCACGCGCACAUGCGCCGCGCUCACUUGGCAGUUUACUACGACCAGGCCCAGCGCGCAGCGUGCGCCGGGGAUGCGCAACCGCUUCUGACCUGCGAGCUCGCGCGGCCCAUGUGGGCUGAACGGACGAGGGCCGGCGAGCAUGAUUUCAACGCGGAAAAGGCGGCGGUGAAAUUCAGCUCGUGGGUCUUGCGCCGCGGAGGGCACGACGGGGCGCGCUGCGCGCGGGCAGUUCGCGAUGCCCUUGCGCCGCGCAGGCCGAGGGCGCGCGUGACCUCGAUGAGAAAGAAUCCCGACGCGGGCUCAGGGGGCGGCAGCAAAG
Prorocentrum cordatum is the source of this 410-nucleotide messenger RNA. The record is from the annotation of a GenBank genome assembly. NCBI's taxonomy places the organism in Eukaryota, Dinophyceae, Prorocentrales, Prorocentraceae.